Molecule: messenger RNA, 2942 nt
Organism: Planococcus citri (citrus mealybug)
Lineage: Eukaryota; Metazoa; Arthropoda; Insecta; Hemiptera; Pseudococcidae
Exons: 2
Coding region: 334-2400 (688 amino acids)
Source: RefSeq, a predicted model, not a curated record
UAUUUACUCGAUUCAAUUGCGUAUUGCGCAUCCUGUAGUGGGUAAAGAUAACCACGCGUCUCUUCAUGAGAAUACCGGAAAUAAAACCGGCUCCGAAACUCGAAUGCUCGAUAGUGUUUGAUGUUUGAUUUUUGAUUUUGAUAUGUAGUUAGGAUAUCAUAGAAGAAAUCUCAUGUUUUGUUACAUGUUGUGAAAAUUUUGUCCGAAUAGUUCGAGUUCGGUUUGCAAAGGUAUUGUGCCUUUAAAUAGCUAGUUACAUACUGUAUUUUCUAAAUGGAUUAAAAGUUAUCACUGGGUUUUCAUCAGUUCCUUUUGAAAAUUGGCGAACUUGAAAUGGAAUCCGACCAGUCGCAAGAAUCCUUCCCAGAUUUCCAUUUCAUUCCCCGGACUCUGCAGGAUAUAGCGGCAUCAAAAUACGCGUUCAUUACCUGGUGUAAUUCCAGCGACCUUCCGCUCAUCCUCCCAGCGAGUAUUCGAUCGAUGAUCAAUGAUAAGAUCCAAUCAAUUAGUAAAGAGAUCAAAAAAUGGAUUCACGAUUCUAGAUUGUUCAUAGGCGAGAAACCACCUCCUGAAGUUAUGAUCAACUUUGUAGCUUUCGAUUCCGCUGGCGGUAUUUGCUCUAGAAGAACAAUCAAAAAUUUACUCAUGUCGAAUUUGCGCCGAUUCGAUUUAGAGAGAAAGUUCGAAAUCGCUUGUUCGUAUUGCAUCGAGGAGUAUAUUGAACAUUUGUGGCCGUCGGUCAAAGAUGAUAAGCGAUUCCGUAAACGCAGUUUUAGCGUCCCUGAUCAUUAUCAGCGCGUCGAUUUGAUGGAUUAUUGGUGUUCUCGUAUGAGAGGCGAAUUGAAGAAAGGUUACGGACCGGAACAAAAAUCGCCUGAAUGGUAUACGCUUUCCAGCCUGCUUUCUGACAUUGAGUUUUAUGUGAGAAACUGGUUAGAAAUCGAGUACUUUUGGAGUAAGUUGAACACGCAAGAAAAAAGUUCCCUCCUAGACAAAAUUUGGAUUGCGCAAGAAAAAUGUCACUUCGAAUACGAAAGAUGGAUGAAGGAAGAUCCUACAAAACACACAUCUCGUUUAAUAAUAAUGAACUCGAAUGAUACGGUGCUGAAAAAUUUCGUGAGAUCAAAAUGGUUUCUAUUUAUUGUAUAUUUUGCCAUAGAUGACGUCUACUGCCAGUAUGCUUUACAGCUUUGGAACUACGGAAAGAAUUCAAUCGUUGAGGGUGCCACGUUUUCGUACGAAAUUUUAUUGCCGUUAUCGAAAGUGGCUUAUAAGUGCGAAUAUUCGAGGUAUGCAGCGAUCAUACUCAAAGAAAUAUGGCUUUCUGCUCCUGAUCAUUUGAAAGAUUACAUUACUUCGGAAGAGGACGACGAUCAUGUUGUGAAUUUGUUCGCAGCAUGUUUAGAUAAUGCGUAUGGUCCCCUUUUUGGUCGCGAUUUUGGUUUCUUGAUCGAACUACUAAAAGAUGCUAACUAUGGAAUUGGGCAAAAAAUGUGGCGCGAAUGGUGGCUAACUUUGACUCGUCUCGCCAAGACCUCAGAUCUGCAUGAAUUGAUGCCGUUGUGUUUUAACAAUGUAAACGAUGUUGUCAAGUUUAAAACAAACGAAAUGUUAGAUUACGGAUUAAUGCGACAUAAUUUCGCGGAUUUCUUGAAAUCGGAAUUGUUCGAAGAGCUGUCCGAGUACCUGAUGUUUUGUUGUUCGGAUGCUGACGACGAUAAACAAGCACGUAUUGUAAGAACAAGAAUAAUUAAUCGAAACUUGAGCUGGAUCAUUGGGCGUAAGUCUGAUUUCUAUUUAAGUAAAUGUUUUCAAUUUUUCGAUGGUUGUUUUACAUUGGAAGAAGCAGCCGAAUUGCUAGAAUGUCACCUUCCUGAUAAAGAGACCGGUCUGUUGUCAUUUUGGAUUUCAUUCAGCUGUUUUGAAAUAUUCGACAGAUUACUGCGUUGUUUGAAGUUUCCUGAUCAACGAUUGAUGGAAUUGAAGCGAUUUUUCAAGGAAAGAGUCCGGCAUGUUUUGACGUUCGGUAAUUUCAAAGCAUUAUCCGUGGACGAUUGGGAUAAAUUUCUGAAAUGGUGUGACUUUAGUCCAAAAGAAUUAUCUGAAUUGAGAUGUAACAUUCGGAUGGAUAAUCUGUUCGAAAAUUUUCUGAUCAAUAUGUACAAAUUUUGGGUGGCUUGGCAGAAGUGCCCUGAUUCUUUUGUCGCUGUGUGUUUUGAAGAAAUUGGUUUUCAUUCGAUCGAAGGAUUUUUACGUUGGUAUUUUGGAAGUGAACAAGCUGCGCAGGAGUAUAAAUCGCGUAAAAGGAAUGAUCACCGGAAUAGCGAGGCGAUGAAAUUGUUUUUGAAAGCAGAUAAAAAGGAUCGAUUAUAUUUUGAUUGUUGGUUUACCCAGUUGUAGUUCGUGAGCUGUCUCGUCUGCUAAUUAUUUUGAUAAAGUAAGUACGGAUGUACGGAAUUGAUAUAAAUUUGAAAAACGAUGUAAAAGUAAAAUAAGUGUCGUUGAUAUGUGGCUACAAUUUUUUUUUGUCAUUGAGAUAUUCAAUUUAUUGAGAUAUUGUUCAUGUUCAGAUCAUUUUUUAGUAGGUAGAAUUUUCUUGUGUUUUUUGAAUCUACCAAUUUCUGUAAUUUUUUCAGCAUUUUUUUUCAUUGUUGUUUUUUUUCUAAAUUCAAAAAGAAUCUGCAACAUUUAAAAUAAUUAUUUUAGUUUUUCGCAAUUUGAAUCAAUUUAUUUGUAUCUAUGAUUGUAUUUUUAUUUUGUUGUAUCAUUUCGUAGGCUGCCUUACAUUUGUUUGAAUACAUAGAUAGGUUAGGUAUAAUAUUUUGAAUUUAUUAUCGCGAUUUGUUUUCAACGCAGAUACGUACAUAAUUUUUAAGGUUGUAAAAUAUUGCUGAAGGAGCAGAAUUUUUGGAUUUAUCGUAAAUAAAUUUAUAUGGUUUCAA